This is a messenger RNA of Grammomys surdaster, 948 nucleotides long. Its product is annotated as olfactory receptor 186. The record is from RefSeq and is a predicted model, not a curated record. Gene Ontology annotation, biological process: G protein-coupled receptor signaling pathway; sensory perception of smell. Gene Ontology annotation, cellular component: membrane. Gene Ontology annotation, molecular function: olfactory receptor activity; G protein-coupled receptor activity; odorant binding. The coding region runs from base 1 to 948 and encodes 315 amino acids. The transcript has a single exon. NCBI's taxonomy places the organism in Eukaryota, Metazoa, Chordata, Mammalia, Rodentia, Muridae.
AUGUCUGGUGAGCAGCACAUGGAAGAAGAGAAUGUAACACUGCUGACAGAGUUUGUUCUCACAGGGCUCACAGAUCAUCAAGGGCUGCAGGUGCCCCUGUUCCUGCUAUUCUUAAUGAUAUAUCUCAUCACUCUUGUGGGGAACCUAGGUCUGAUUGUUCUCAUCUGGAGUGACCCCAACCUGCAUAUCCCCAUGUACUUUUUCCUUGGGAGUUUGGCUUUUGUGGAUGCCUGGAUAUCAUCCACAGUGACUCCUAAUAUGUUAUUUGAUUUGUUAUCCAAGAACAAGAUGAUAUCACUUUCUGAGUGCAUGAUACAGUUUUUUGCCUUUGCAUUUGGUGGGACCACAGAAUGCUUUCUUUUGGGUACAAUGGCUUAUGAUCGUUAUGUGGCCAUAUGCAAACCAUUACUUUAUCCAGUUAUUAUGACCAACAGACUAUGCAUCCGCCUACUAGUUUCAGUAUUCGUAGGUGGCUUUCUUCAUUCCUUGUUUCAUGUAUUGUUUUUAUUCAGAUUAACCUUCUGUAAUUCUAACAUAAUCCAUCACUUUUAUUGUGAUAUCAUACCAUUGUAUAAUAUUUCCUGUACUGACCCUACUCUUAACCUUCUAUUAGUAUUUAUUUUGUCUGGCUCAAUACAGGUAUUCACCAUUAUGACUGUCCUGGUUUCAUAUACACUCGUGCUGUUUACAAUUUUAAAAAUGAAGUCUCUCCAAGGUAUAAAGAAGGCUUUCUCCACCUGUGGUGCCCAUCUCUUAUCUGUGUCUUUAUAUUAUGGGCCUCUUCUCUUCAUGUAUGUGCUCCCUGCAUCUCAACAAACAGAUGGGCAAGGUAUGAUGGACUCUCUGUUUUAUACAGUCAUAAUUCCUGUGCUAAACCCAAUUAUCUACAGCCUGAGGAACAAACAAGUCACAGAUUCACUGAAAAAAAGAUUAGAGAGGCAUGUUUAG